Mus caroli (Ryukyu mouse) is the source of this 3366-nucleotide messenger RNA. Lineage: Eukaryota; Metazoa; Chordata; Mammalia; Rodentia; Muridae. The record is from RefSeq and is a predicted model, not a curated record.
UCAACACAUCCCCCAGGUCCCAGCCCGGAGAGGUUUGCUGGAUUUCUUCCAUCCUAUGGGUCGUUGUGUCUCUCGGGCCAGCAGCAGAAGAGCAGGAAGCCCUGAUCUGCAGGAGUUAUAGAUCGGCCAGCUGGCAGAGGAUCAAGCUUGUAAUUCACCUCAAGGUGAUAGUGGGCUCAGAGGCAGGGGGUGGUGCAGCAGCUCACUCCCUACCUGUCAGUAGCAGCUACAAGGGAAGGGCCUGGCCUCUGCCUCCCCACAGCUAUGGACUGACACGUGGUACAUGCUGAGGGGGCUCUCUCUCCAGAGCUGCGGAGAGUGUGGGUUUCACCAUGUUGGCACCAGGCGGUGGCCCAGAGCAGAGGAGCAAGCUUGUCCUGCAAUGGAGGCAGGUCUCCUGGAUCACCUGCUGGAUUGCCUUGUGUGCUGUGGAGGUGCUCCCUGCCUGCCCCUUCUCCUGCACAUGUGACAGUCGCAGCUUGGAGGUGGACUGCAGUGGCCUGGGUCUCACCACUGUACCUCCGGAUGUGCCCGCGGCCACCCAAAGCCUUUUGCUCCUGAACAAUAAGCUGAGUGCCCUACCAAGCUGGGCAUUCGCCAACCUGUCCAACCUGCAGCGACUGGACCUGUCCAACAACUUUCUUGACCAGCUCCCCCGGUCCAUUUUCGAGGAUUUGGUCAAUCUGACAGAGCUCCAGCUUCGGAAUAACAGCAUCAGGACCCUGGACAGGGACCUGCUCCAGCGCUCCCCACUACUUCGACAUCUGGAUUUGUCUAUCAACGGCUUGGCCCAGCUGCCCCCGGGGCUUUUUGAUGGGCUCCUGGCUCUNCGCUCCUUGUCCCUCCGCUCCAAUCGUCUGCAGAGCCUGGACCGGCUGACGUUCGAGCCCCUGGCAAGCCUGCAGCUGCUUCAGGUNGGGGACAACCCGUGGGAGUGUGACUGCAACCUUCGGGAGUUCAAACACUGGCUGGAGUGGUUCUCCUACAGAGGGGGUCGCCUGGAUCAGCUUGCCUGUACUCUACCCAAGGAGUUAAGGGGGAAGGACAUGCGUGCGGUCCCCAUGGAGAUGUUUAACUACUGUUCCCAGCUAGAGGAUGAGAACAACUCUGCUGGGCUGGAUGCUCCAGGACCACCAUGCACCAAGGCCAGCCCGGAGCCUCCUAAACCUAAGCCUGGGGCUGAGCCUGAGCCCGAACCCAGCACUGCCUGCCCACAGAAGCAGAGGUACCGGCCUGUGAGUGUGCGGCGAGCCAUUGGCACAGUGAUCAUCGCCGGGGUCGUGUGUGGCAUUGUCUGCAUCAUGAUGGUGGUGGCCGCUGCUUACGGCUGCAUCUACGCGUCUCUCAUGGCCAAGUACCACCGUGAGCUCAAGAAGCGCCAGCCGCUGAUGGGGGACCCCGAGGGUGAGCAUGAAGAUCAGAAGCAGAUCUCGUCUGUGGCAUGAGAGCUGUCUGUCUGGCCCAGGUAGGACAGCAAGGAGACUCCAUGGGACUGCUACCAAAAGGGCUGCCCUUCCCUCCAUCACAGGCCCCAUCUCAGCCUGACACUGGGACUGCCUCCCUCAGCUCCCUCGUCCCAAUCUCUUUCCAAGUUUCCCAGAGGCUUCCCUCGGGCCAAAGGUUCCCGUGGAAGGCCUUCUCUGGGCCUCUUGUCUUUGGAACCCCUGAGCCUCGCUGUAGGCUUCUGUCCACAGGGAGCAAAGAACCUACUCUAGAGACAUCAUCUGCACUGAGCACUUCCCUCCUGCCCAGGGCUGCCACAGCUGGUGACUCUCCCUACCUCUUUCUCAUUCCCACUUCAGUCUGCAUUAGGGCCUGGGAGGGAGGGACAGGAGGCCCAAAGGUAGAUUUCUGUGACUCCUUUUAAAGCCAGAAAGAUGUCUCAAGUCCUUUGCAAUGUGAAGCUUGUCCAGUUUAGCCAAUGUGAAACCACCCCAGUCCUGUGAUCUGGGUCCAAUGUUUAGAAAAACCAAAGUGGCUAUAAUGUCCCCCUUGGGUGGAUGUCAUUAUGUCCCUUUAUUGGCUAUAGACUCCUCUGACUACAUUGCUCCAGGUUUACGAAUUCUAUCCAUACUUUUUGUUCUAGCGUGAGGUUUUGAGACAGGGCCUUACUCUAUAUACUAAUUCACUGUCAGGCAGGGCAUCAUUAUAAUGUUCCCACAGAUCAAAGCCACACACACAUACACACACACAUCAUGAGAACUUGGGGCAGAGGCCUGCUAUCCCCUGAGCCUGGAGGCCACAGCCCCUCUUACUUCCUGACUACAGUCUUCCCAUGUCAUCAGGGGUUGGGUCCUGGAUGACAACACAGGGAUCCUUUGAGACCUCUUAAGUGGGCCAAAGUAUGCAGCUGGAGAAAUUGCAUUGUCCUGGCAGCCCUAGCACCUCUCUUGCUAGGUUUACCAGAGGUGUGCGAGUAUGAAUGACAGGUUCCAGGCGACUGAGAGCUCUGUUGCAGACCCCCAGGCAUGCCUGGGAGCCUCUUCCCUGCAGGUUCCAGGUACACCCAGCAGUUUCUACCCCUGCAGCCUGGCUUCUCCUGUCUCCUCUGUCAUCUGCAUCAUUUGUGCAUGACCUCAGAGGCUGGGUCUGGGCUGUGCUCUGAGAUUGGUGUCUCACCUUAAGGAAAGCAGAUGUCAGGCAGUAAGUCCUUGAGAAGGCUGGCUGCCUUCAACACGUCCCCGACAGACUGCAGGAACAGGGACAGGAUGGCUACAUUCUGUUCAGAGUUCUUGGCGAUGGGGCUUUCUUUNCCAGGGGUUCAUCGACUCUGCCUGGUUUCCUGGGAGUGUGCAAUCGCACCUGGACUACCCAGGCUAAAAAAUGGCUGCAGUCCUAUCUGGUUUGGAGAUUCUUGCCCCUGGGCUGUGCACAUUUUCAAGGUCACUGCCCUCUGUUCUAAACUGUCCCCUCCUUAGAGAUUAGAUACCUCUGUAGGAGAUGCCAGACUGAUAUCUUGCCCUGGGAAGGUCUUGGUAGUAGCCAGGUACACACUUAGGCACUGACUAUACACCUAUGAGGGCCUCAGGGCAGCCUCUCAGCCCUCCUUCUUGUCCUCGGCCACCUAUUCGACUAGCAGGGGUGAGUACUGGGAGUCUCAGAAGAGCCUCCAAGGUUGUUCUCUGGCAGGUAGACAGAGAGCACNGGCUGCUGUUCAGGAUCACAGGAUCCUCUAGGCUGGGCCACAGUCUUCCUUCCUCUUUUGGCUGGUGGGCCAAUCCCAGAGCUGGGAUUUUCUAAGGGCCUGGGGGAGGGAGGGUGUUGUCAGUGGUGAUAUCUUUAGCCUGAGACAGAAGAUUUUUAAAGGCAAAAUUAUAUUUCUGGUUUGUCGUUUCAGAAGACCAAUAAAGACUAUUUUCCUAUGUA